Molecule: messenger RNA, 3771 nt
Organism: Drosophila willistoni
Lineage: Eukaryota; Metazoa; Arthropoda; Insecta; Diptera; Drosophilidae
Gene: orb
Product: cytoplasmic polyadenylation element-binding protein
Exons: 8
Coding region: 471-3452 (993 amino acids)
Biological process (GO): negative regulation of cytoplasmic translation
Cellular component (GO): neuron projection; synapse; cytoplasm
Molecular function (GO): mRNA regulatory element binding translation repressor activity; mRNA 3'-UTR binding; ribosome binding
Source: RefSeq, a predicted model, not a curated record
AACUGUCCGUUGUUACACACAACGAAUUCGUAUACACAUAUUUCAAUCGUUUUUUACUUUUAAAAGUCGGCACACAUACAUAAAUCUUCCUAGAUAUAAUAUUAUUUAUUUAUUUACUUUCAAGUAGUUUCAACUAGGAUAAUAAUAGUCCUUGACCAAAAAUUUCAAUUGCACAAACCCACAAAACAUUCAAAAACAACAAAUCAAGUAAAAAAACGCAUUAGUUAGAAAGAAAUAAAGAAUAGCGAGUAGUGUGUGCAGUCGGAAGCGAAAGAAAAUUUUCAAGUGAUAAUCAAAUUUUAAAUAUAAUCAACUAAAUUCGUGUGUACCAAAUACUCUACUCGAGAUAGAGGGUAUAUACCAAAUACUCUCACAUUGUGAACGAGAAGAAACAAGAAGAAGAAUAAGCACAACGAAAUAUACAAGAGAGAUACAAGAGAGAGAAGUGCAGUAGCUUCCACAUAAUCAGAAUGUUGGGCAUUGAGGAAUUGUUUAUCAGAAAGCCGCCAACUGUGCUGCCAAGUAUGUCACCCACGCAGGAGUCAUACGAAUUUGGCAUAAAUGGCAGCGAUGGCGGCGACGGCAAUCGUCAUAGCGGAGAUGGUAGCAGUGGCUUUGGUAGCGGUGGCAGCGGCGGCGUCGUCGGCGGCGGCGGCAACAACCACUCGUCCUCCGUCAGUAAUAGUAUCAGCAGCAGUAGCAGCAACAGCAUUGGCAAUUGCACUACUACCAUUGCCAAUGGCGGCAAUGGCGGCAGCAGCAGCAACAACAACUUACAAAAUGAAAGUCUUGGCAUGAUGGCAGCCGGCGGGGAUGGUGCUCAGAUCUUGGCCUACGACAACAACAGUCAACAUCAACAUCAGCAACAUGCAAGCAAUAACGGCAAUGGCCACCAAUGCAAUGGCAAUAGCAACAACACAAAUGGCAACUGCAAUCCAAUCACAUUGAACGAUCUACUUGGACUAUGCGGUGGCGGAGGCGGGUCCGGUGGCGGCAAUGGCUCUCAAGCAGCAGGCAGCCAGGCAACAUCGGUAACGGGAAUUCAGCAAGUAAAUAACAACAACAACAACACUGUUACCAACAACCAGGCCGGCACGGGCACAGGCACAGGCAACAACAAUAUGACCAACAGUAGCGUCUGCGUCAGCGGCAACGGCAGCAGCAGCGGCGGAGUCAACAACUUGCUGCUCGCCAGUGCGGCUGCUGCUGCCGCUGCCGCCGCCGCUGCUGGAGACGGCGUCCAAUUGUCCGCCAAUGCGUCGGUCUAUGCUCCGCUCACACCAAAUUCCACGCAAUCGUCAGCUUCACCAGGCAAUAAAUCGAAUUUCGAUUAUUUUCAGUUUGAAAAUGUUGCACAAAGUAACCCACUUAAGGCUUUCCAAAGAACAAACAUCAGCUUCGAUUGCUCUGCACCUUUAUCGCCAAGUACGCCUACAUCUAUUUACAAUCGCUCCUUUCACAGUUCACCUUUAGUCAGUGAUAGCAGCAAUUCGUCAAGCGGUAAUAGUCUAUCUAUGGACUCCAUCAAUAUGCUGUAUCAUCAGCAGCAGCAGCAACAUCAACAACAGGUGCAGCAGCAACGCCAUCAGCAACACCAGCAGCCGCAACAGCAGGGCUAUGCUAGUUUAAGCAACUCUGUUGGCAGCGGAAAUUAUGUUUUGAAUCUACCGAAUGCCUCAACACGUUCCAAUUCACCGGAGAGUCAGAAUAGCAAUCAAUCGAUCAAUGAGACCAAUUUAUUGGACAUGAUUAAUUUGCUAUCGGUGAGCAGCAACAAGCUGGCCUCCAUGCAGCAGCAGCAGCAACAACAGCAGCAACAAUUUCAACAGCAACACGUGCAACAGCAACUGCAGCAGCAAUAUGCCAGCCUGAAUCGUAAUUUUGAGCAACAAAUGGUUUCGAAUGGAACCCAGCAGCAGCAUAACUUUGAUCUCACGGCGGCUAACUCCGUCAAUGAUCCGUCUUGCAUCACCCAAUGUGGCUUGGAGAACUUUGCCAGUGUAGACAUGGAACUGGCCAAGUUGCAGAAUCUGCAGCGUCUUAAUACGCUGAAACUGCUGCAAGCUCAGACUCAGCAAAUGCCGCUGCUUAAUCACCUCCUCCAGAGCUAUGCGGGCAAUCUGCCGGCAACUGGCCCAGGCGGCGUUGGCGGCGUUAACAAUAUGGCUAAUAGUAUUGCUGGAAACAGUUUAACCAAUUUGGUGGGCGUCGGCGGAUCCGGCAGCAAUAUGGCCCUUACGGCCAAUGGCGGUAUGGCAAAUGAUAACUCGAGUGAUGGCCACCAUUUGGAUCGUGUGGCCAAAUUCCAUAGGAGUUCGGCUGCCCUUUGUGAUGCCACUUGCACAUGGAGCGGGCAAUUGCCGCCACGUUCGCAUCGUAUGCUAAAUUACUCACCCAAAGUAUUCCUUGGAGGCAUUCCCUGGGAUAUUAGUGAGCAAUCUCUAAUACAGAUAUUCAAACCAUUUGGUUCUAUCAAAGUUGAAUGGCCUGGCAAGGAGCAGCAAGCUGCUCAACCCAAGGGCUAUGUUUACAUUAUAUUCGAAUCGGAUAAACAGGUGAAAGCCCUGCUAUCGGCUUGUGUAGUCCAGGUUGAUGAUAUGCAUACCGGAAGUAAUUACUUCUUUAAAAUCUCCUCUCGUCGUAUCAAGUCCAAAGACGUUGAGGUCAUCCCUUGGAUUAUAGCCGAUUCAAACUUUGUACGAUCUAGCUCACAGAAAUUGGAUCCAACGAAAACGGUAUUUGUGGGCGCCUUGCAUGGCAAAUUGACAGCCGAAGGCUUGGGCAAGAUAAUGGAUGAUUUAUUCGAUGGUGUUCUCUAUGCUGGCAUCGAUACGGACAAAUACAAGUAUCCUAUUGGAUCGGGUCGUGUGACAUUUAGCAAUUUUCGCUCGUACAUGAAAGCCGUUUCAGCUGCUUUCAUUGAAAUACGCACCACAAAGUUCACCAAGAAAGUUCAGGUGGAUCCGUAUUUGGAAGAUGCCUUGUGUUCCAUAUGCGGAGUGCAACACGGUCCCUAUUAUUGUCGGGAAUUGUCUUGUUUCCGUUACUUCUGUCGGAGCUGUUGGCAAUGGCAGCACAGUUGCGAUAUUGUUAAGCAUCACAAACCUUUGACUCGCAACUCCAAGUCGCAGACUUUGGUGGGCAUUGGUCCAUCGUCUUCAACGCUAUCCUUAGCGCCAUCAAAUAGCAGCAUGAGUGCUCAGCAUAAUCUGCAACAGCAGCAGCAGCGGCAGCAACAUCAGAUGCAGCAGCAGCAGCAGCAGCAACAUCAGCUACAGCAGCAACAAAAGCAGCAGCAGCAGCAUCAUCAGUUCCAACAGUCGCAGUCGAGCAACUUGUGCCUUCUGAACAAAUCAGGAGCUGCCAAUGCCACUGCCGCAUCAUUGUACAAUUAUCAACAGCAACAGAAACAUCAGCAGCAGCAGCAGCAGCACCAGCGUCAGGCUAUCUAAAGACUGGCGUACAAAUCCAGAGCUGCGUAUAUAUAUACAAUAAUUUUUUUUUAAACGUACCGCUUUAAUUUAAUUGCAAGACCAGCAUUAUUGGAUCGAAAGAAAUUUUUCAAUAUCAAGAGUGCUGAGCAAUCAGUUGACACACUUUUUAGAAAAAUUUCAUGCUCCUCCAUGGUGGAGAAUAUUCUUUUGAGUCGAAGUUAAUGGUGCAUUCCCCAGAUAUUAUCAUCAUUAUCAUCAUGAUUGAUUCUGAUUCUGAAUUAUUGUAAAUCACAUAGUUUUAUAUUAUUGUGUGUAUACAGUUACGGUACGAUAUUAA